Syngnathus typhle (broad-nosed pipefish) is the source of this 1512-nucleotide messenger RNA. RefSeq names its product 4-hydroxyphenylpyruvate dioxygenase-like (gene hpdl). The coding region runs from base 31 to 1311 and encodes 426 amino acids. Gene Ontology annotation, biological process: aromatic amino acid metabolic process. NCBI's taxonomy places the organism in Eukaryota, Metazoa, Chordata, Actinopteri, Syngnathiformes, Syngnathidae. The record is from RefSeq and is a predicted model, not a curated record. Gene Ontology annotation, molecular function: 4-hydroxyphenylpyruvate dioxygenase activity. The transcript has 5 exons.
CACCCAAUUAACGUGUUCCCCACAUCCGACAUGGCUGCCUACGUGAGACGGAUGCACCACAUCUCUCUGCAUGUCUCCAAUGUGGACAAACUGGCCAGCGACUUUAUUAACAAAUUCAAGUUCAACUUGUUCGCCUCCAGGCUGACGGAGCGGAGCCGGCAGUUGGUCUUCAGGACUGGAGCGGCGGUGUUUAUAGUCAAUGAGAGGGCGAACCGAGUCCAUUCUCCCCGGCCCAAUGUCGAGCCGCCGCCGCAGCAGCAGGCGGAAGAGCAGCAACCGGCGGGAUGCCUGUACGAUAUUUCCCCGCACUACCCGGUGGACACGGUGUGCAACGUGUGCUUCGAGGUGGACGACGUUCACGGUACGUUCGAGGCUCUCCGGCGUUUGGGCUGCAGUUUCCCGGUGCCGCCCACCACCGUGCGGGACCACCAGGGGAAGGUCACCUACGCCGUGCUGCGCUCUAUAGUGGGCAACGUGUGUCACACGUUGAUCGACAAGAGCGAGUACCGGGGAUGCUUUUUGCCCGGCUUUCUGGUUACGGAAGGCGGCCAAGAGCAGCAGCAGCUUCCGUGGGCUGGCACGCACGUGGAUCACAUCACGUAUGCGUGUCCCGUCGGCAGCAGCCAGCAAGUCCUGAGUUGGUACCAACAACAUUUUGGCUUCCAGAGGUUCUUCAUCCAUCGAAACGACGAGACAGACGGCGGCUUUGUCAUCCACCAGAAGGGCAUGGGCCUCCGCUUAGCCGCAAUGACAUACUGGAAGUGCGACGAGUCGGGCCUUUCGCUGCCCGGCGCACAGCGAGACCAGCCCGACUGCAAGUUUGUUCUUGCAGAAUCGCUGCCUGAGCAAGGCAGUAACCAAUUGGACACUUUCUUGGAGGAGCAUCGAGCGGCGGGGAUCCAGCACAUCGGGCUGUACACCAGGGACAUCGUGGAGGCGGUGCGCAACAUGGCCGACGCCGGCGUGCGCUUCUUCUCGCCACCACCUGCCUACUAUACCGGACAGGGCAAACUGCAGGAGAUUGAGGAUGCGGGACUGGAUGUCCAGAAGUUGGCGCAGCACGGCGUUCUUGUGGACACCGAUCCGGAGCAACGGUUCGUGUCAGACAGCGAGACGCAGAGAUACCUCCUGCAGGUGUUCUCCAAGGCCAUCUUUGAGGAGGACACCUUCUUCCUGGAGCUGAUCGAGCGACGAGGGUCGAGCGGUUUCGGUGAGGGCAACAUCCGGGCCCUGUGGAAAAUUGUGGAGACCAACAUGGACGGCAAGAAGGCGGAGAGCGCACGCUUAGGUGCCCUGCAACAGUCACGUUAAGCGCUUUGGCGAUUAAUCCAAGUCUCUUUUCAACGGUUUUGCCCUUUAUUGCUGGAGUUGGCUUCUUCUUUCCCCUGCCAUCAGUGUGUUUGCGUAUCUGUGUGAAAGCAGACAUAAGACUUAUCAACAUGUCAUGUUCUAAAACAGGCUGUAAAAUAGCAUCUUGACUCAAACUGACAAAAUAAACUCACGUCAAACGUG